CCAUGCAUCCUUUGCAGUGUGUCCUGCAGACACAGAGGUGGGGGCCCUUGGCUUCUGUGUCCUGGCUGCUGCUCAGGACCUGCAGGGCAUGUAGUAGUGUUCCCAGCACUGCAUGUCCCAGUGUAGAGAAGCAGCAGGAAGAUGGAGUUCGGAAGGAUUUCAGCUCCAGGCUUGCCAGUGGGCCGACUUUUCAGCAUUUUAAGAAGAACGUCAGCUCCUCAAGAAAAACCAGACAUGGAGGACCCUCCCCCCUAUCUCACAGUGGAUGAACUUUUAGGGAAGCAAAGAAAAGUCUACCUGGAGACCUAUGGCUGCCAGAUGAACGUGAAUGACACAGAGAUAGCCUGGUCUGUCUUACAGAAGAGUGGUUACUUGCGGACCAGGAACCUCCAAGAGGCUGAUGUGAUCCUCCUUGUCACAUGUUCUAUCAGGGAGAAGGCUGAGCAGACCAUCUGGAAUCGUUUACAUCAGCUUAAAGCCCUGAAGACAAAACGGCUCCGCUCUCGAGUACCUCUGAGGAUUGGGAUUCUAGGCUGCAUGGCUGAGAGAUUGAAGGAGGAGAUUCUUAACAGGGAGAAAAUGGUGGAUAUUUUGGCCGGUCCAGAUGCCUAUCGGGACCUUCCUCGUCUGCUGGCUGUUGCCAGUUCAGGCCAACAAGCUGCCAAUGUGCUGCUCUCUCUGGAUGAGACCUAUGCCGAUGUCAUGCCAGUCCAGACAAGCCCCAGUGCUACUUCAGCCUUCGUGUCUAUCAUGCGAGGAUGUGACAACAUGUGCAGCUACUGCAUUGUUCCUUUCACACGUGGCCGGGAGAGGAGUCGGCCUGUUGCUUCCAUUCUAGAGGAAGUGAGGAAGCUUUCAGAGCAGGGGCUGAAAGAAGUGACACUUCUUGGUCAGAAUGUUAACAGUUUUCGGGACAGUUCAGAGAUCCAAUUCAACAAUGCUGUGUCUACUAACCUCAGCCGUGGCUUUUCUGCCAACUAUAAACCCAAGCGAGGGGGCCUUCGUUUUGCUCACCUUCUGGAUCAGGUCUCCAGAGUAGAUCCUGAAAUGAGGAUCCGUUUUACCUCUCCCCACCCCAAAGACUUUCCUGAUGAGGUUCUACAGCUGAUUGAUGAGAGAGACAACAUCUGUAAACAGAUUCAUCUACCAGCCCAGAGUGGAAGCAGCCGUGUAUUGGAGGCUAUGCGGAGGGGAUAUUCAAGAGAAGCUUACAUGGAGUUAAUUCAUCAUAUCAGAGAAUCUAUCCCAGGAGUGAGCCUCAGCAGUGAUUUCAUUGCUGGCUUUUGUGGUGAGACGGAGGAAGAUCACCUCCAGACGGUGUCUUUGCUUCGGGAAGUUCAGUACAACAUGGGCUUCCUUUUUGCUUACAGUAUGAGACAGAAGACCAGGGCAUAUCACAGGCUGAAAGAUGAUGUCCCAGAAGAGGUAAAAUUAAGGCGUUUGGAGGAACUUAUUACUGUCUUUCGAGAAGAAGCAACAAAAGCCAACAUGGCCUCUGUGGGUUGUACCCAGCUAGUCCUGGUGGAGGGGCACAGUAAACGCUCUGCUUCUGAUCUGUGUGGCCGGAAUGAUGGAAACCUUAAAGUGAUCUUCCCUGAUGUAGAGAUGGAGGACGUUAAUAACUCUGAGGUCAGGGUCAGAGCUCAGCCUGGGGACUAUGUGCUGGUGAAGAUCACGUCCACCAGCUCUCAGACGCUUAAAGGACAUGUUCUCUGCAGGACCACCCUGAAGGACUCCUCAGCAUAUUGCUGACCUGAGCGGAUGGCCUUAGGGUUGACAUGGGCUGUCCUUGCCGACAGGGAAGGAGAUAUGACUGGUCACUCAUGAAAGCGAUAACAAGGCUCUGGAGACAAACUGCAAGUGGUGAAGCAACUGUAUGUCAGAUGGGAAAUGUAUCUCUUUGCUGCUAUGUUAACAGCUUUUACAGGUAUUAAAUUUACGGGAAGUAAAGUGGUCCCUUUGUCUCUACUUUUACUUCAUUUUUGCCUUGGUUAGUGUUUCUGGGCUUUCCCCUACAGUCUGUGUUAAGUGUUUUCCAACCCAGUUUUUGCUGUGUACACUGCUAACUUGUUUGAUUUUCAGCUCUGGACCCCAUGAGUUAAAGACUAAAGAAGGGGAAGGUGGAGAGAACCAUUUGGUUGGGAAAACCUGUCCUGCACUUUCUAAUAUUUUGAUUUAUUGACUUUGACUUAGCUGCCUGUCUCCUUACUUUAUUCUCACAUUUUACCGGAGGAUUUCCCUCAUGGGCCUCUUUUUUUAGCUUGUCAGGUCGUUCAUUGCCCUUAGGUCUGACAGCACUUAGAGGAUUUUUUUCCUGAUUUUAUUUUAUGUUUUUUGUUUUUUGUUUUUUGUUUUUGGCUUUUAUUAACAGUUAACUGUUAAUUAUAGUUGUAUAUGACUAUUAGUUUAAGGUGUACAAUAUAGUGACUCAGUUAAUCGAUACUUCCAUACAUCACCCAGGGCUCAUCACAACAAGUACACUCCCUAA
This is a messenger RNA of Lutra lutra (Eurasian river otter), 2488 nucleotides long. RefSeq names its product CDK5 regulatory subunit associated protein 1 (gene CDK5RAP1). The record is from RefSeq and is a predicted model, not a curated record. NCBI's taxonomy places the organism in Eukaryota, Metazoa, Chordata, Mammalia, Carnivora, Mustelidae. Gene Ontology annotation, molecular function: tRNA-2-methylthio-N(6)-dimethylallyladenosine(37) synthase activity; 4 iron, 4 sulfur cluster binding. Gene Ontology annotation, cellular component: mitochondrion; cytosol. Gene Ontology annotation, biological process: negative regulation of cyclin-dependent protein serine/threonine kinase activity; tRNA modification.